UCGCUUCUCCUCUCCUAUUCCCCUAAAACUGAAAUCGUUGCUUGUAAAAAAGAACCCUUGUUUUUUCUUUGAAAGAUGUGGGCAAGUUCAGAGGGAGGUGCACCAGAGGUUACUCUAGAAACCUCAAUGGGUGCUUUCACUGUUGAGCUAUAUUACAAGCAUGCACCAAGAACUUGUAGGAACUUCAUUGAACUUUCCAGGAAAGGUUACUAUGACAAUGUCAAAUUCCAUAGGAUUAUCAAGGAUUUUAUAGUCCAGGGUGGGGAUCCUACUGGGACUGGAAAAGGUGGAGAAUCUAUUUAUGGUCCUGUAUUUGAUGAUGAGAUAAAAUCUGAGUUAAAGCAUACCGGAGCUGGUAUUUUAUCCAUGGCUAAUGCGGGUCCGAAUACAAACGGAAGCCAGUUUUUCAUUACUUUGUCACCGGCACCGUCUUUAGACGGUAAACACACAAUAUUUGGAAGAGUAUGUGGGGGAAUGGAAAUUAUCAAGAGGCUCGGUAGUGUCCAAACUGACAACAAUGACAGGCCUAUUCAUGAUGUGAAGAUAUUACGGACUUCAGUCAAAGACUAGCACCUGAGGUCG
This is a messenger RNA of Hibiscus syriacus, 582 nucleotides long. Its product is annotated as peptidyl-prolyl cis-trans isomerase CYP18-2-like. Gene Ontology annotation, cellular component: catalytic step 2 spliceosome. Gene Ontology annotation, biological process: protein folding; protein peptidyl-prolyl isomerization. The transcript has 6 exons. The record is from RefSeq and is a predicted model, not a curated record. Gene Ontology annotation, molecular function: peptidyl-prolyl cis-trans isomerase activity. NCBI's taxonomy places the organism in Eukaryota, Viridiplantae, Streptophyta, Magnoliopsida, Malvales, Malvaceae. Bases 76 to 570 code for a protein of 164 amino acids.